Molecule: messenger RNA, 1616 nt
Organism: Thermothelomyces thermophilus ATCC 42464
Lineage: Eukaryota; Fungi; Ascomycota; Sordariomycetes; Sordariales; Chaetomiaceae
Exons: 2
Coding region: 315-1229 (304 amino acids)
Cellular component (GO): membrane
Source: RefSeq, a predicted model, not a curated record
UAGCGCUCUCCUGAUUGCUUUGCUGAUAAGUUAAACCCUGCCACUGAUCUUGAUGCCACCUCGUGGACCUGUUCCCUUUUCCUCCGUCGAACACACGGAAUUCGACAGCAUGACCGAGGAUGUUUAUACCGUUGACCCCCGUUCCGACAACACCGAUCGCUUUCCCCUCUCUUAUUUGUCUGUCUUCAAGGAGUCUCUUUGUCUGUCCAUAGACCCUUCCCUUUCUCAAACAGCCAGGAAGUCAACUGUCCCGAUAUACACAAUUCGGCCAUUCUUUGACAACCUCGACAUUGACAAUUCCUCGAACGACCAAGAUGGAGAACUCGACGACCUCAGCUGGGGUCGGAGCCGGGACCUCGGGGGCCGAACUCCUCGAUUUCGCCUUGUAUCGAUAUAAGCUGUCAUUACCAGCUGCCAUUGCUGCCGUCAUCGUUUUCUUAAUCCUCACGUUGCUUCAUGUCUGGCGUAUAUACCGCCAUCGCUCAUUCUACUUUACCGCCUUUACCGUCGGCGGUUGCUUUCAGGUGAUCGGUUAUUGUGGUCGGAUCUGGUCCCACUUCGACAAUAUGGCCAUUGGUGGUUUCGUAAUGCAAGCCAUUCUCAUCCUCAUCGCACCGGCCUUAUACGCGGCAUCCAUCUACAUGAUCCUUGGACGGUUGAUCCGCGCUUUGCACGCCGAGCCAACAUCCAUCAUCCCGGUCAAGUGGAUGACCAAGAUUUUUGUUGUUGGCGAUGUCCUCUCCUUCCUUCUGCAGGCUGGUGGGGGCGGCAUUCAGGCGGCCGGCACUUUGGAGUUGUUCGACAUCGGCGAGAAGAUCAUCAUCGUCGGUCUCUUCAUCCAGAUCUUCAUGUUCGGCUUCUUUCUCGUCACCACUGUCGUAUUCCACACCCGUUUUCGCCAAUCCAGCGGUUCUGAUCGACAACAUUCUUCAAUCCGAUGGAAACGCCAUUUGACUGUCCUGUACGUUGCCAGCGCUAUCAUCAUGGUGCGAAGCAUCUUCCGUGUGGUUGAAUACCUCCAGGGGAACAGGGGCUAUCUCAUCUCACACGAGAUUUUCCUCUAUGUCUUCGAUGCUCUGCUCAUGGCCUCCGUCAUGGCCAUCUUUUUCGUCUUCUACGUCGACGACCUCGAGCCAUCCAAAGUCGGGAAACAUGACAGCGCUAUGGAGAUGCUGUCAAGCCGAGACAGCGAUGGACCGGGGAUGGUGCCGCGUCCAUAUGGUAUUUAAACCAACCCUGGGCUGCACCAGUGACCACUGCAUGUUGUGGCCGCAGCCAGAGCAGAGCGGCCGUAGCGUGCUUCGGGAAGGUGCAUGAGAUGGGCGAUGACAAGGUGUGGGAGGCACUGCAUAGAGGAAGAAAGAGGAGAGAGAUGUCGAUUGACGACUCACACUCACACAGCCGUCCUAUAGAUGUCUGGAAGUUCACGUCCCGGAAUGGCGAGGUUGUUUACAGCUACCACCAAUCUUGCGUUCGAUAACUAGGACCUUGAAGUCAGCGGCGCUGAGGGACCCACACCUUGCAGCAGCGCAAACUAGGAGUAAUUACUAUCAUAUAUGGGAAGGACAUAGAUAGAUCACCAAAUGGGCUCCCUCCUAACCUAUAGCGAGUAGCCA